This is a messenger RNA of Conger conger (European conger), 2498 nucleotides long. Its product is annotated as sialin-like. The record is from RefSeq and is a predicted model, not a curated record. Gene Ontology annotation, biological process: transmembrane transport; monoatomic anion transport. Lineage: Eukaryota; Metazoa; Chordata; Actinopteri; Anguilliformes; Congridae. The coding region runs from base 172 to 1647 and encodes 491 amino acids. The transcript has 11 exons. Gene Ontology annotation, molecular function: transmembrane transporter activity.
UCCGGUUUAAGAUUUGACGAAUACUUCUAGCAGGCGUCGCUAGUGUUGAAAGCAAGUUCGGCACUACAGUUCGAGCUGUUCACUAGGUAGCCGACUAAUAAAGUGCUCCGAAUGGAUUGACACGGCAUACUUUACUUUCCAUCAGAUGCAGAGAGACUCGUCUUGUGCAAAAUGGAUGAUUUCUCAGCAUCGGAUACUGAGACUGACGAAUGUCAACAGCCUUUGUUGCACCAACAGGACAGCAACAAAGUUGAAAAAGCCCCAGCCUGGUGCUCCUCGCGCUACGGCCUGGCCCUGCUCUCCUGCUAUGGCUUCUUUGUGGCGUACGCCCUGCGCGUGAACCUGAGCGUGGCCAUGGUCGACAUGCUGAAGACAAACGAGACCGGGAAUGCCAGCUGCUCGCUGUGUCCCAGACAGGGGGCACUCCCGCUGAAACACAACCACACGGCCAGCACGUAUGACUGGGACAAGGACACCCAGGGCUGGAUCCUGGGCUCGUUCUUCUACGGCUACAUCCUGACCCAGAUUCCCGGCGGCUACCUGGCACGGAAGUACGGUGCCAAGUGGCUGUUCGGCCUGGGCAUCCUCGGCACGGCGCUCUUCACCUUGGUAACCCCGGUGGCGGCGGACCUGGGCGCCGGGUACCUCAUCGCUGUGAGGGUGCUGGAGGGCGUGGGGGAGGGCGUGACGUUUCCUGCGAUGCACGCGAUGUGGGCGACUUGGGCCCCGCCCAUGGAACGAAGUCGGCUUCUGACCAUGUCCUACGCAGGUGCCCAGCUGGGGACUGUUUUUGCCCUUCCUCUGUCUGGUGUGAUCUGCUUUUAUCUGGACUGGACGUAUGUGUUCUACAUUUUCGGAGUAGUGGGGCUGGUGUGGUUCGUCCUGUGGACCUUUCUGGUCAGCAGCACGCCGGAAACGCACAAGAGGAUAUCGGAAGCGGAGAAACAGUACAUCACGUCGUCUCUGAAGAGCGAGCUCUCCCCCACCACCAGCCACAUUCCCUGGGCAUCCAUCUUCUCCUCCUCGGCAGUCUGGGCCAUCGUGGUGGCCCACUUCUCCUACAACUGGACCUUCUACACCCUGCUGACGCUGCUCCCCACCUACAUGAACAAGAUCCUGGGCUUCAGCAUCAAAGAGAACGGGAUGUUGUCUGCGCUGCCCUACCUGGGCUGCUGGCUGUUUGCGCUGCUCGGUGGUCAGCUGGCCGACUGGCUGAGGGAAAGGUGGUUCAUCCCCACGGUGACCGUGCGCAAGGCCUUCAGCAUAGCAGGCAUGGUGGGGCCGGCCUUGUUCCUGGUUGCCGCGGGUUACACAGGCUGCGAUUACGUCAUGGCGGUGGCCUUCCUGACCGUGUCCUCCGCCCUGGGAGGCCUCAGCUCCUCCGGGUUCGGCAUCGGCCACCUGGACAUCGCGCCCUCGUACGCAGGGAUUUUACUUGGGAUUUCUAACACUUUUGCAACUGUACCGGGCAUGGUAGGACCUGUCAUAGGCAGUGCCCUGACGCACUCUAACACUAUAGAGGAGUGGAGAGUCGUGUUCUACAUCUCUGCCGGGAUCAACGUGUUCGGCGCCACCGUCUUCACCGUGUUCGGGAAGGGCACGGUGCAGUCCUGGGCCGUGUCCAACGCCUACCUGGAUGGUCCCUGAAGAGGCGGGACCGCGGCUCUAGGAUGACUGGCUCCUGGCACUUUUAAUCGCAGAUAAAUAGCCAGCCUGGACGGGCUGGUCCACACUGGUAUGAGCCGGUUCGUCCUGUGAACGGUUGAACACUAAUGAUGGGACAUUGCCUUUUCAGAAAACCUAACUUUUGUUUUGUGUAUCUUACCAUACGGGUCAAGGGUGAGGGUUGAUACUCUGCCUCUUUUUGCUGAUCAGCUGCCCCUGAAAACCCUCUCAAGCUGGUAUUGUUUUAUAAAUUUCAGCAAUACUCAUGCCAGAACAUAGUCAAUGCAUUUUGCCUUAACUCUAUGGUUUACGGGUUAUAGUCUGUGUCAAGCUUCUUAUUUCUUUUUUUUGUUGUUGUUAUUGUUGUUUUUGUUGUUCUGUUUUGUUUGAAAAAGAAGGGAUUUUCAUCUCCUUGUUACUUGUAAUCAUGUUAAAAUGGAAAGGUUUACAUGGCUUUGUUUACUAUUAGUGUAUGAAGUGCAGUCAGCCAAUUGAAGCUGCUUUUACGUGAAGAUUUGUUUGUUUUUAAAUCUUGUUUUUACAUUUCUAUCUUGCCACCUUUUUUUUUCCACCUCUCCUUCCUAUUUGUCUUAUGAAUUUGCCCAUCCAAACACUCUUUCCUCUUGGACGUUCAGAGGGCAUAUCAUUGCACAGGGAACCAGUUCUCUCGCUGGAUAAGCCACCUAACAGCCCUUGUAUUUUUACUAUUUCUCUUUUAAUAAUGAUCCUUUUAUGUAACCUCCUUCAGACAUUCCUUCUAAUGGUGGCUCUGCAGACAGGCAGAAUAUCUCUUGCAAGGUGUUCAAUAAAGGGAGCUUUUUAUCUCUGGCAAA